GCUGCCUGUUUGUUUUGAUCCAUUGACGUUUUGUGAGAUUUCUGGAAAAUUUUCCCAAAUUUCAUGGUUUUCUGAGGGUAAAAAAGCCGGAAAAUGGAUUGUAAGAAUCCUCUGGAGAACCUAGAGACCAAUCUGGAGAUGUUCAUUGAGAAUGUACGCCAAAUAAGGAUUAUUGUGAGUGACUUUCAAGCUCAGGGACAGAAUGUGCUGAAUCAGAAAAUACAGGGGUUGGUAACAGGGCUCCAGGAGAUAGAUAAACUCAAGAGUCAGGUGCAGAAUGUUCAUGUUCCAUUUGAGGUCUUCGACUACAUCGACCAAGGAAAAAAUCCUCAGCUGUACACAAAGGACUGCAUCGACAAGGCGAGGAAUAAAAAUGAAGAAGUGAAGGGGAAAAUUGAUGCGUACAGGAAGUUCAAGGCAAAUAUGCUUCUGGAACUCCAGAAAACCUUUCCCAACGAGAUGAACAAAUACCGUGCAAUCCGGGGCGAUGAGUAAACCAUCCAGAUCAUCUCAUACCUAUCACUUAUGCACUAACAAACCACACUGAGAUCAUAAAUUAAAGAGGAUUAUUUAGGAUUUUCCAAAAA
Messenger RNA from Phlebotomus papatasi, 587 nucleotides. RefSeq names its product mediator of RNA polymerase II transcription subunit 10 (gene MED10). The transcript has 2 exons. Gene Ontology annotation, cellular component: chromatin; mediator complex. Gene Ontology annotation, biological process: positive regulation of transcription by RNA polymerase II. NCBI's taxonomy places the organism in Eukaryota, Metazoa, Arthropoda, Insecta, Diptera, Psychodidae. Gene Ontology annotation, molecular function: transcription coregulator activity. Bases 94 to 495 code for a protein of 133 amino acids. The record is from RefSeq and is a predicted model, not a curated record.